Messenger RNA from Pleuronectes platessa (European plaice), 2343 nucleotides. Its product is annotated as FERM domain-containing protein 7. Gene Ontology annotation, cellular component: cytoskeleton. The record is from RefSeq and is a predicted model, not a curated record. Gene Ontology annotation, molecular function: guanyl-nucleotide exchange factor activity. Lineage: Eukaryota; Metazoa; Chordata; Actinopteri; Pleuronectiformes; Pleuronectidae. The transcript has 12 exons. The coding region runs from base 1 to 2343 and encodes 780 amino acids.
AUGGGGGACGGUCACCGGAGGAGCCGGGGACUCGGGAGUCUCUCCACCGCGACCCGGGUCUCCAAGCAGACCAAGCUCCGGCUGCGCGUGAUCUUCCUGGAUGAGAGCGAGCGCACGUUCGAGGUGGAGCAAAAGGUUUUAGGAGGCGACUUCUUCAACAAAGUGUGCGGUCACCUCAAGCUGCUGGAGAAGGAGUACUUUGGACUGGAGUUCAGACACCACAGUGGAAACUACGUUUGGUUGGAGCUGCUGAAGCCGCUGACCAAACAGAUUAAAUACACCAGCGAUCUUUUCUUCAGGUUUAUAGUUAAGUUCUUCCCUCCGGACCCGGGGCAGCUCAAGAGAGGCCUCACCAGGUAUCUUUUUGCAUUACAGAUGAAACAGGAUUUGUCUAACAGCAGUCUGACCUGUAACGACAACAGCGCCGCCCUGCUGGUCUCUCACAUAUUGCAGUCAGAGCUCGGGGACUUCGAUGAGGAUCUGGAUUGUCAACAUCUAGAGAUGAAGCAGUACGUCCCCAACCAGGAAUAUCUGGACAACAAGAUCAUCAAGUUCCACAAGAGACACAGAGGUGCGUCUCCAGCAGACUCGGACAUCCACCUGCUGGAGGUGGCGAGGAAGUUGGACAUGUACGGCAUCCGGCCGCACCCGGCCCACGACGGGGAGGGGAUGAGGAUCAACCUGUCAGUCACCCACUCCGGAGUGCUGGUGUUUCAGGGAAACACCAAAAUAAACACUUUCAAUUGGGCGAAGAUCCGGAAGCUGAGCUUCAAGAGGAAACAUUUUCUCAUCAAACUGUACGACAAAGUGGGGCCGUCCUGUAAAGACAUUCUGGAGUUUGCCAUGGCGAGUCGGGACGUGUGUAAAUCCUUCUGGAAGACGUGUGUCGAGUAUCACGCCUUCUUCAGACUCGCAGAGGAACCGACGGCGAUUCACAAAACAGUGUUGUCCUGUAAGGGCUCCAGCUUCAGAUACAGUGGGCGGACACAGAAACAGCUGCUGGAGUGUUUGGGAUCAGGGGAGAAGAAGAGACAAACCCUUAAUGCUGAGUCAUCUUUUCCUUUCUCCAGAACUUACUGUCAGUCGGACUACGAUCCCAGACAGUGUCGUUCUUCUCCUGAUCUCCUCACCGACGUCUCCAAACAAAUGUAUCAGGACUCACAUCCCUUCCCCCGGGCGACCCGUGCCUUGGCGCUCCAGUGUCAGAAGGAGUUGGACCCACAUCAUCGAGGCGUAGACGACCUCAGGCGGGGGAGGGCCAAACGCAGCCAAUCAUCUGUGGAGGUCGCCCGGAAGCCGUGGCCUCUGUCCCAGGUCUCGCCCCUCUCCCCUCUGCACCAGUCAAGCCCCUCACCGAAGACGAGAUCGGCCUCUACGUCCCUGAUGGAGGACGUGAGGGCCGGACGCAUCGAGACGCAGCGCCAGGCCCAGCGGCUGGCCGGGGUCUACGGCAACCGAUCGAGACGUCGGCCCAACCCCCAGCCACACCCGGACGCCGCACAGCAACUGGUUCUUCUCUACCCAAACAGUCCUGCCUACCAGUAUCGCCCCAUCCUCCCAUCAUUCCCAUCAGCUGGGUCCUCGCCGCUCAACCGUUACCCCUACCUGACGGACUAUGUUGCCGUUUCUUCACUGGAGCGUUUCCCGCAGCCAAGGAGGCGGGACUAUCUGACCACGGAAGGCCUAUCGCGGCCGUCCUACUACCCACUAGGCCACGAUUCGCCGUCUGCUUCACCAAUCAGGAGGAGCCUCCGCCCCGGUGGCUCAGGCGGGUUGGCCAGAGUUUACCAGCAGGGAAGCAAUGGGGGAAGGUUCUUGGGCAUUGAGGCCGGCCAUUACAGUGACGACUGCAGUUUCCUCCCAGGGCUACCGCGCCGCGUGGCGAGCCAACCAGAUGUCAAGUUCGGUCUCUCAAGGAGUUCGAACCCCGCCUUUAACCCCGCCUCUGAGUUCCGGCCACUUGGUUACUACCCUCACCUGAACCGGCCAACCAGACCCACCUACCUCCCACUAAACUCCUCCCCUCUGCCACAACGCCCCACGUCGCUUUGCAUGAUCGGAGGCACGACAGGAAGCUACAGCGACUCGGACCCAGAGGUUUUCUACCCAUAUUACUGCCAACCACCCCCGCUGGGGAAGAUGGCUCGGUCCGCUGGUCUGGCCAGGAUGAGGUUUUCCUCUGGAAGCCUCCAACUAGACGAGGAGGAAGAGGAGGAGGAGGAAGAUGAUAGAGCAGCAAGGGAAAAGGCCAAAAAGGAAAUGAGGAGUGAGGAGGAGAAUAAAGUAAGAAGUGAUAGAGAAGAGACGAAAGGUCUUCUGAAGAUGACAGAGGUCACAUUGUAG